AUGGUCUCAGCUCUCAUCAGCCCUCGCGCAGGCGUGCGUGCGACGGUGGCGCUCGACCUCUCGCGACCCGAUCGCUACAUGUACGACAAUCCGUACGCCCCCGAGGGCAUGGGCCGCGAGUACAUCAACGAGCCCAACGUGCGCCGACCGCUCGCCGACUAUGAGCUGAACCUCGGCGCCUACUUUGCGGGAGAGACAAAGUUUGAGCCCUGGGACCCGCUCGGGCUUUGCCUGCUCUCCAAAGUCUCCGCCAACAAUCCGGAUGUCGCCUUCUUCCGUGAGGCGGAGCUGAAGCACGGGCGCAUGGCGAUGCUCGCUUUCGUCGGCAUCGUCGUCACGACGGGCGGGAAGCACUGGCCCGCCGAGGCGUUUGCCCAAGCGACGGCCGCGGGCUGGCCAGACUCGCUAGGCACGCUCGCAAAGACGAACCCCGGCAUCGUCGCGCAGGGCCUCGCCACCGUGGGCAUCAUCGAGGGCGCGAGCAACACCAACCGCGGCGCUUGGUGGGACGGGCUCUGGUUUGGAGAGAGGCCCGACUCGCCCGUGGUCGCCGGCGACCUGGGCUUCGACCCGCUCGGCGUGAUGCCAAAGGACCCAAAGGCGGCGGACCUGAUGCGGCUCAAGGAGCUGAAAAACGGCCGCCUCGCCAUGCUGGGUGUCUUCGGCCUCUUUAUGCAGCCCCACUCGUGA
Messenger RNA from Emiliania huxleyi CCMP1516, 690 nucleotides. RefSeq names its product light harvesting protein (gene Lhcf71). Bases 1 to 690 code for a protein of 229 amino acids. Gene Ontology annotation, cellular component: membrane. Lineage: Eukaryota; Haptophyta; Isochrysidales; Noelaerhabdaceae. The transcript is spliced from 4 exons. The record is from RefSeq and is a predicted model, not a curated record. Gene Ontology annotation, biological process: response to light stimulus; photosynthesis, light harvesting in photosystem I.